Messenger RNA from Sardina pilchardus (European sardine), 6606 nucleotides. RefSeq lists its product as uncharacterized. Gene Ontology annotation, molecular function: GTP binding. The record is from RefSeq and is a predicted model, not a curated record. The transcript has 24 exons. The coding region runs from base 133 to 6381 and encodes 2082 amino acids. Lineage: Eukaryota; Metazoa; Chordata; Actinopteri; Clupeiformes; Clupeidae.
GGAAGUAUGUAACAUCAGGUAACAUGUUGCAGCCACCGUAAAUCGUUGGAUUACGUUGUUUUUCGUUAACUUUCACAAGUUUACAACGCUCCAGCAGUGAGCCCCAUUCAGGAGUGGAAGGCCACCCCCAUCAUGCGCAAGAUGAGCUCCUCCACCAAGUCAUCCCUGCAGGACUUGGCCGACCAGGCUGCUGCCUCUCUGGCAUUAUACAGCCACCUGCGGCAGGGCCAGGACGCAUACCGCGGGCAGAUCCCCUCGACCUUCGACCCUUCCAGCUUGCUCCACGGCAUCCCCCUUGAUCCCGCUGCUGGUGCCUACUCCCUGCCCCCGCACCUGACCUCUGGACCAAGCUACCCGCAGCCCUACCCACCUGACCCACCCUUCCCACUCCAGGGCUACCCAGAGACGCCAGCACUGCAGUACCGCCACUCGGCAUUCAGCGACUACAUCGCCUUGGAGCAGGUGAACCAUUGGCCAGCCGCCGCCGCCACUGUGGCUGCCCAGAGGCUGGACCUGCUGCACCCAUUCUACCCCAGAGACCAGCACUUCCCCAUGCUCAACUCUCCUGCACCACGGGGUGGAGUUCCACAUAUUUCUGACAUGAAGGUUGUGCUGCUGGGAAACAGAAAUGCUGGGAAGAGUUCAUCAGGAAACACCAUCCUGGACAGAGAGGAGUUUAGCACCUCAGGAAGAACAGCUGAGUGUGUGAAGAGAGAAGGAGCAACAGCAGGGAGACAAAUCACUGUAGUGGAGGCACCAGGAUGGUGGAACAACUACACUGCAGAGCAAACUCCUGAACGUGAUAAACGAGAGAUUGUCCUCAGUGUGUCUCUGUGUCCUCCAGGACCCCAUGCUCUACUCCUGAUCAUUAGAGUGGAUGAGUCAUUCACAGAGACAUACAGAAGAGCAGUGCAGGAACACAUGGAGCUGCUGGGAGAGAGAGUCUGGAGUCACACUAUAGUGCUGUUCACAUAUGGGGACAUGCUGGGAGACACAAGUAUUGAGCAGCACAUUGAGAGUGGAGGAGAGGCUCUGCAGUGGGUGGUAGAGAAAUGUGGGAACAGGUAUUAUGUUGUAGACAAUAUGAAGAGUGAUGGUGGCCAGGUGACAGAGCUGCUGGAGAAGAUAGAGGAGAUGGUGGCAGGAAGCAGGGGUCAUCAGUUUGACAUUGACAGAAAUAUUUGUAUGAAACUACAAGAGAAGAAGAGGGAAGAAGAGAGAAGAGCAGAGGAGAGGAAGAUGAAGGUGCACAAGCAGAGACAGACUCUCAGAUCAUCAGCAGGUGGAGCUCCACAUAUUUCUGACAUGAAGUUUGUGCUACUGGGAUACAGAAAUGCUGGGAAAAGUUCAUCAGGAAACACCAUCCUGGGCAGAGAGGAGUUCAGCACCUCAGGAAGAACAGCUGAGUGUGUGAAGAGAGAAGGAGCAACAGCAGGGAGACACAUCACUGUAGUGGAGGCACCAGGAUGGUUUACCAACUCCACUGCAGAGCAAACUCCUGAACGUGAUAAACAAGAGAUUGUCCUCAGUGUGUCCCUGUGUCCUCCAGGACCCCAUGCUCUACUCCUGGUCAUUGAUGUGAGUGACUCAUUCACAGAGAAAGACAGAAGAGGAGUGCAAGAGCACAUGGAGCUGCUGGGUGAGAGAGUCUGGAGUCACACUAUUGUGCUGUUCACAUGGAGGGACUGGCUGGGAGACACAAGUAUUGAGCAGCACAUUGAGAGUGAAGGAGAGGAUCUGCAGUGGGUGGUAGAGAAAUGUGGGAACAGGUAUCAUGUUGUAGAAAAUACGAAGAGUGAUGGUGGCCAGGUGACAGAGCUGCUGGAGAAGAUAGAGGAGAUGGUGGCAGGAAGCAGGGGUCAUCAGUUUGACUUUGACAGAAAUAUUUGUAUGAAACUGCUAGAGAAGAAGAAGGAAGAAGAGAGAAGAGCAGAGGAGAGGAAGAUGAAGGUGCACAAGCAGAGACAGACUCUCAGAUCAUCAGCAGGUGGAGUUCCACAUAUUUCUGACAUGAAGGUUGUGCUGCUGGGAAGCAGGCAUGAUGGGAAGAGUUCAUCAGGAAACACCAUCCUGGGCAGAGGGGAGUUUAGCACCUCAGGAAGAACAGCUGAGUGUGUGAAGAGAGAAGGAGCAACAGCAGGGAGACACAUCAUUGUAGUGGAGGCACCAGGAUGGUGGACUAACUAUACUGUAGAGGAAACUCCUGAACGUGACAAACGAGAGAUUGUCCUCAGUGUGUCUUUGUGUCCUCCAGGACCCCAUGCUCUACUCCUGGUCAUUAGAGUGGAUGUGUCAUUCACAGAGACAAACAUAAGAGCAGUGCAGGAACACAUGGAGCUGCUGGGGGAGAGAGUCUGGAGUCACACUAUAGUGCUGUUCACCAGAGGGGACUGGCUGGGAGCCACAAGUAUUGAGCAGCACAUUGAGAGUGGAGGAGAGGCUCUGCAGUGGGUGGUAGAGAAAUGUGGGAACAGGUAUCAUGUUGUCAACAAUAAGAAGAGUGAUGGUGGCCAGGUGACAGAGCUGCUGGAGAAGAUAGAGGAGAUGGUGGCAGGAAACAGGGGGCAUCAGUUUGACAUUGACAGAAAUAUUUCUAUGAAACUACAAGAGAAGAAGAAGGAAGAAGAGAGAAGAGCAGAGGAGAGGAAGAUGAAGGUGCACAAGCAGAGACAGACUCUCAGAUCAUCAGCAGGUGGAGUUCCACAUAUUUCUGACAUGAAAGUUGUGCUGCUGGGAUACAGAUAUGCUGGGAAGAGUUCAUCAGGAAACACCAUCCUGGGCAGAGAGCAGUUUAGCACCUCAGGAAGAACAGCUGAGUGUGUGAAGGGAGAAGGAGCAACAACAGGGAGACACAUCACUGUAGUGGAGGCACCAGGAUGGUGGAGGAACUACACUGUAGAGCAAACUCCUGAACGUGAUAAACGAGAGAUUGUCCUCAGUGUGUCUCUGUGUCCUCCAGGACCCCAUGCUCUACUCCUGCACAUUAGAGUGGAUGUGUCAUUCACAGAGACGCACAAAAGAGCAGUUCAGGAACACAUGGAGCUGCUGGGUGAGAGAAUCUGGAGUCACACUAUAGUGCUGUUCACAUAUGGGGACAUGCUGGGAGACACAAGUAUUGAGCAGCACAUUGAGAGUGGAGGAAAGGCUCUGCAGUGGGUUGUAGAGAAAUGUGGGAACUGGUAUCAAGUUGUAGACAAUGAGAAGAGUGAUGGUGGCCAGGUGACAGAGCUGCUGCAGAAGAUAGAGGAGAUGGUGGCAGGAAACAGGGGUCAUCAGUUUGACAUUGACAGAAAUAUUUCUAUGAAACUACAAGAGAAGAAGAAGGAAGAAAAGAGAAGAGCAGAGGAGAGGAAGAUGAAGGUGCACAAGCAGAGACAGACUCUCAGAUCAUCAGCAGGUGGAGCUCCACAUAUUUCUGACAUGAAGGUUGUGUUGCUGGGAAACAGACAGGCUGGGAAGAGUUCAUCAGGAAACACCAUCCUGGACAGAGAUGAGUUUAGCACCUCAGGAAGAACAGCUGAGUGUGUGAAGAGAGAAGGAGCAACAGCAGGGAGACACAUCACUGUAGUGGAGGCACCAGGAUGGUGGAACAACUACACUGUAGAGCAAACUCCUGAACGUGAUAAACGAGAGAUUGUCCUCAGUGUGUCUCUGUGUCCUCCAGGACCCCAUGCUCUACUCCUGGUCAUUAAUGUGAGUUGGUCAUUCACAGAGAAAGAUAGAAGAGCAGUGCAGCAACACAUGGAGCUGUUGAGUGAAAGAGUCUGGAGUCACACUAUAGUGCUGUUCACAUAUGGGGACAUGCUGGGAGACACAAGUAUUGAGCAGCACAUUGAGAGUGGAGGAGAGGCUCUGCAGUGGGUGGUAGAGAAAUGUGGGAACAGGUAUCAUGUUGUAGACAAUAAGAAGAGAGAUGGUGGCCAAGUGACUGAGCUGCUGGAGAAGAUAGAGGAGAUGGUGCUGAGAAGCAGUGGAGAAUGGAGUAUGGAGGAACCCCCUAUUUGUGAGGUGACUGAGCUGCUGGAGAAGAUAGAGGAGAUGGUGCUGAGAAACAGUGGAGAAUGGAGUAUGGAGGAGCCCCCUAUUUCAAAAGGAGACAAUGCAGUGACUACAAAUGAGUUUCCUAUACCUUGUGACCUGACAGCCAGUCUGCUGACAAAGGAGCACUUCACCUGCUCUGUGUGUACAGACGUGCUGAAGGACCCCGUCUCCAUCCCCUGUGGACACAGUUACUGCAGGCAGUGCAUCACCUCAUACUGGGCCCAGCCUAACCAUGCAGGACACUAUGCCUGUCCCCAGUGCUCACACACAUACAGCUCCCGUCCGGCCCUCUACACAAACUCAGCCUUAGCAGAGGUGGUCCACAAGCUCCAGCAGUUCAGUCCUGUUCCUCCUGCUCACUGCUACACUGGUCCUGGAGAUGUGGCCUGUGAUUUCUGCACUGGGAGGAAACUCAGAGCUGUGAAGUCCUGUCUGACCUGCUCUGCCUCCUAUUGUGAGUCUCACAUCAGGCAGCACUACACAGUUCCAGCACUGCAGAAGCACACACUGGUGGAGCCCCAAAUCCAGGAUCAAAAGCUCAGUCAGCAGCAGCAUGACAACAAAACUGAUGACUUCAAGUGGGCCAAAACUGAAGACCAAUUAAAAUGGCAGUCCUCUGAACAGUCUUCUGAUGCAGAUUUAAGGAUUCAGCAUGGUUAUCUGGACCAAAGACCCAAGAUAAAGGGAGAGGUAGCGCCUGAUCAGACCAUUCCAGAGAAAAGGUUGAAACUGGAGAGUUCAGAUUCACCUGCACCAAGCUGUGUGUCUCUAAAGUCAAUAGACCAGCCACUAAAUUUCAAAGGAGAAUCUAUACCUGAUUUAAGGUUGAAACCGGAGAGUUCAUAUUCACCUGCACCAAGCCGUGUAUCUCUAAAGUCAGUAGACCAGCCACUGAACUUCAAAGGAGAAUCUACACCUGAUUCAAGGUUGAAACUGGAUGGGUCAGAUUCACCUGCACCAAGCUGUGUGUCUCUAAAGUCAAUAGACCAGCCACUAAACUUCAAAGGAGAAUCUAUACCUGAUUUAAGGUUGAAACCGGAGAGUUCAUAUUCACCUGCACCAAGCCGUGUAUCUCUAAAGUCAGUAGACCAGCCACUGAACUUCAAAGGAGAAUCUACACCUGAUUCAAGGUUGAAACUGGAUGGGUCAGAUUCACCUGCACCAAGCUGUGUGUCUCUAAAGUCAAUAGACCAGCCACUAAACUUCAAAGGAGAAUCUAUACCUGAUUUAAGGUUGAAACCGGAGAGUUCAUAUUCACCUGCACCAAGCCGUGUAUCUCUAAAGUCAGUAGACCAGCCACCGAACUUCAAAGGAGAAUCUACACCUGAUUCAAGGUUAAAACUGGAGGGGUCAGAUUCACCUGCACCAAGCUGUGUGUCUCUAAAGUCAGUAGACCAGCCACUAAACUUCAAAGGAGAAUCUACACCUGAUUCAAGGUUUAAACUGGAGAGUUCAGAUUCACCUGCACCAAGCUGUGUGUCUCUAAAGUCCAUAGACCAGCCACUAAACUUCAAAGGAGAAUCUACACCUGAUUUAAGGUUGAAACUGGAGAGUUCAGAUUCACCUGCACCAAGCUGUGUGUCUCUAAAGUCAGUUGACCAGCCACUAAACUUCAAAGGAGAAUCUACACCUGAUUCAAGGUUGAAACUGGAGAGUUCAGAUUCACCUGCACCAAGCCGUGUAUCUCUAAAGUCAAUAGACCAGCCACUAAACUUCACAGGAGAAUCUACACCUGAUUCAAGGUUAAAACUGGAGAGUUCAGAUUCACCUGCACCAAACUGUGUGUCUCUAAAGUCAGUAGACCAGCCGCUAAACUUCAAAGGAGAAUCUACACCUGAUUCAAGUGACCUGACUGCCAGUCUGCUGACAAAGGACCACUUCACCUGCUCUGUGUGUACAGACGUGCUGAAGGACCCCGUCUCCAUCCCCUGUGGACACAGUUACUGCAGGCAGUGCAUCACCUCACACUGGGCCCAGCCUAACCAUGCAGGACACUAUGCCUGUCCCCAGUGCUCACACACAUACAGCUCCUGUCCUGCACUCUACACAAACUCAGCCCUAGCAGUAGUGGUCCACAAGCUCCAGCAGUUCAGUCCUGUUCCUCCUGCUCACUGCUACACUGGUCCUGGAGACGUGGCCUGUGAUUUCUGCACUGGGAGGAAACUCAGAGCUGUGAAGUCCUGUGUGACCUGCUCUGCCUCCUAUUGUGAGUCUCACAUCAGGCAGCACUACACAGUUCCUGUACUGCAGAGACAUAUCCUGACAGAAUGUGCACACCAAGAACAAAAGGCCCUGGAUAUUAAGUGUGAUAUUAAGACUGAACCCAUCAGCCCAGUUUGAUUUGCUGGGUAUGUGAAGAAGAUAAUCAAAGUGUUGUUGAGACUAAAGAUAAAUACUCUGAUUGGACAAUCUGAUUAUGUAGAUGAUGUAUUAAUUCUAUGAGACUUCUGUUAUUCAAGAUGUUAUAUUAGUGAAAUGCUUAGUCUUCUGACUUAAAUGACAUUAUGAACCAACUUAAAUGUGCAAUACUAUACUGUGUGUGUGUGUGUGUGUGUGUGUGUGUGU